AAUUUUUCCCCAUUUCAGUUAUCCUUAUUGGAGGGCGCAUGGGCGGAGCUUUUCCUCCUUUUCGCUUUUGAAAGCUCAACGCUCUUUGAAGAAACAUCCAAGUUUAUACCUACUCGUUUACUACAGGCAUUGAAUGCCUUACAAAACAAUUUUAAACGACUAGAAAUGGAUCAGUCAGAAAUUGUAUGGCUUCGAGGGGUUUUACUGUUUCGCCCGGAAUUACCAGGAAUUGAGAAUUCGGCAUUAGUGCAGCAAUUACAAGACCAGUCCAUUUUAGGCCUGCAGCAACAAUCAAUGCGCCGUUCCCCCCAAAUUACCCGUUUUGGACGUAUUCUUUUAUUCUUACCUACUCUAAGAUUGGUAGCAGACCCAAAAUUAAUUGAAGCAGUCUUUAUUAAUUUAGCUUUUGAUAAUAAACCAGUGAAUAAAGUUUUGGAAACUUUAUUGACAGAAAUAUAA
Messenger RNA from Meloidogyne enterolobii, 459 nucleotides. The record is from the annotation of a GenBank genome assembly. Lineage: Eukaryota; Metazoa; Nematoda; Chromadorea; Rhabditida; Meloidogynidae.